Taeniopygia guttata (zebra finch) is the source of this 900-nucleotide messenger RNA. RefSeq names its product chromosome 21 C1orf50 homolog (gene C21H1orf50). Lineage: Eukaryota; Metazoa; Chordata; Aves; Passeriformes; Estrildidae. The record is from RefSeq and is marked provisional.
AAGCCUCUCCGCCGGGCGGAAGCGGUUGGUCGUGGCUGCCGAUGGCGGAGGGCGGCGCGAAGCCUGGGGACGAGGGCCGCGGCCCCGGCCCCGGGCCCGGGCUGGCCCUGGUCGAGGGCAGCGCCGGCCGCGCAGGCCGCGUCGGGGAGCCCGGGGACCUAGUGGCCCUGGCCCAGCAGGUGCAGCAGGCCAAUGACUUUAUCCGAGCAAAUGCCUGCAGCAAACUGACAGUCAUUGCUGAGCAGAUCCGGCACCUGCAGGAGCAGGCGCGGAAGGUCUUGGAUGAAGCUAACAGGGAUGCUGAUCUGAACCACGUGGCCUGCAACCUUGUGAAGAAGCCAGGAAAUGUUUACUACAUGUACAGGCGGGAGAGUGGGCAGCGGUAUUUCUCCAUCCUGUCUCCUAAGGAAUGGGGUACCACUCCCCAUGAAUUUCUUGGUGCCUAUAAGCUCCAGCAUGACAUGUCCUGGACUCCGUUUGAGGACAUAGAGAGACGAGAUGCUGAAAUAACUGUCCUGGAGAAGCUGCUGAGCCAGCCGGCAGCACUACCCCUGUGCAUGGAGCCCAACUUCCAGGGCGUGACCAAGUGACCACACAGGACCCCCUGAGCAGAGUCCCUGAGUGAGGGGACACAGUACCUGUAUGCUGCCAAAGGCAGGGUGAAAUAGACCAAGAAACAAAAAUACUGAUUGCUUUUGUGCUUUAAGGAGAUUAAUUCUACAUUCAGUCUUACUGGACUUUCUAGUAAUUGAAUAAUUUACUUCAUUGACCUAUGGCAAGCUGUAGCAAGAGGCAGAUGAUACCAGGAGGUGUGACUUCCAAGAGUGCUUGGAGCAAAAAGCAGAAAUGCUUGGGGCAGAUGUGCUAAUGUUGUAAAAUAAUAUCUCCUAUCUGCCUGGC